Messenger RNA from Geodia barretti, 558 nucleotides. NCBI's taxonomy places the organism in Eukaryota, Metazoa, Porifera, Demospongiae, Tetractinellida, Geodiidae. The record is from the annotation of a GenBank genome assembly.
AUGUGCACCCCUCCUGCGGCGGAUGUGCCGGUGGACGAGAAAAAAGCGUACUUCAGGGCGAUAUCAGACGCCGUCAGUGUCCCGAUCUUCGUUCAGGAAGCCGGUACGUCGCUUGGUGGGGCGUUGCUGCGACAGAUUGCUGAGGAGAGCGAACAGGUGCGCUAUGCCAAAGUCGAGAAUGCACCGCCAGCGCAGAAGGUCUACGAGGCGGUUCAGCAUGGCGGCGAUUUGGUCACAGUCUUUGGUGGUGCGAGUGGAACUUACCUUAUAGAGGAACUACGUCGUGGUUCGCAAGGCACCAUGCCUUGGCCCAGCCAUCCGCACGCCUUUGUCCAAGUUUGGGACCACUGGCAGUCCGGUGACGAAAUCGCAGCCCGCGAGGUCUGGGAACGGGAGAUUACCCCGAUUCUCCGUGUGGGAGGACUUGUCCACAAGGAGAUUCUCUACCGCAAAGGUAUCAUUAAAUCCCCGCGUUGGCGUUCUCCGGGACCUGCUCCACUCGAUGAUAUGGGUCAACGGGAAUUGGAUGAGGUCUGUGAGCGGUUAGGGAUUGGCUGA